CCCGGCGGCGGCGGCGGCGGUGGCUGCGGCGGACGCCAGGAGUCGCGGGCCAACGCUGCGAGGGGCCGCGAAGGCCGGGUCCAGGCCGCUGGCGCAGGGGCCUCGCCGCUUCAGUGGCUGCGGUGCAGCUGGGUUUCCAGGAGCUCUCGCCGAGCGCUGGUCUCCAGGGCACCGCUCGGACUCCGAAGGAGAACCUGCAGUUCUGUGGAAACUUGGGGCCAAGCCUCGGGGCAGAAGAGACUGAGGCGGCGGCCGGGGGAGCCUCCAGGCGCGGAGGCGGAGCAGCGCGGCGAGGCGGCGGCCCUAGCCGCGAGCAAGAGGCGCCCGGCCUGGGGGCGGGGGGCGUGCGCUCCGGCGCGGGGGCGCGAGCCUCGGCCAACUUCGCCGGGUAACCCGAGACGAGACGCCUGUUGCUCCGCGCCGCGCAGCCAGGCACCGUUAGUCUCGGCGGGGCGGGCCCGUCGCCCUUCUCCGAGCCCCCGGCACAGGCCGACGAGGUUGGGCCCCAGCGGCGCGCGAGUGCCUGGUAGAGGCGGCGGCGGUGGCCUCGCCCUCGCGGCGCAGCACCCCGGCGGCAGCGCCCUCGGCUCCGCGCCGCCCACGGCCCGGCCCCUGCGCCGGCGCCAGGAGGACUCUCAUGCGCCCGGCGCGGCGGCGCCUCCCCGAACCCGAGCCUCUCCCGGGCGCCUCCUCUCGCUCCUCGGAUUGAGAGCGCCGCUGCAACCGCGGUCGGCGAUGCGGGGCCCCAGCGGCCUGUGCGCCCUGGUUCUGGCGCUGGUGGGCUCGCUGCCCGUGGGGACCGGGGCGCAGCCCUACCACGGCGAGAAGGGCAUCUCGGUACCGGACCACGGUUUCUGCCAGCCCAUCUCCAUCCCGCUGUGCACGGACAUCGCCUACAACCAGACCAUCUUGCCCAACCUGCUAGGCCACACGAACCAAGAGGACGCGGGCCUCGAGGUGCACCAAUUCUACCCUCUGGUGAAGGUGCAGUGCUCGCCGGAACUGCGCUUCUUCCUGUGUUCCAUGUACGCGCCCGUGUGCACCGUGCUGGACCAGGCCAUCCCUCCGUGCCGCUCCCUGUGCGAGCGGGCCCGCCAGGGCUGCGAGGCGCUCAUGAACAAGUUCGGCUUCCAGUGGCCCGAGCGGCUGCGCUGCGAGAACUUCCCGGUGCACGGCGCCGGAGAAAUAUGCGUGGGCCAGAACACUUCCGACGGCUCCGGGGGUGCGGGCGGCGGCCCCACCGCUUACCCAACCGCACCUUUCCUGCCGGAUCUGCCGUUCACCGCGCUGCCGCCGGGGGCCGCGGACGGCCGGGGCCGCUCGGCCUUCCCCUUUACGUGCCCGCGGCAGCUCAAGGUGCCCCCCUACCUAGGCUACCGCUUCCUGGGCGAGCGCGACUGUGGAGCCCCGUGUGAGCCGGGCCGAGCCAACGGCCUCAUGUACUUCAAGGAGGAGGAGCGGCGCUUCGCGCGCCUCUGGGUGGGCGUGUGGUCCGUGCUGUGCUGCGCCUCUACGCUCUUCACGGUGCUCACCUACCUCGUGGACAUGCGGCGCUUCAGCUACCCCGAGCGGCCCAUCAUCUUCCUAUCCGGCUGCUACUUCAUGGUGGCCGUGGCGCACGUGGCCGGCUUCCUGCUGGAGGACCGCGCCGUGUGUGUGGAGCGCUUCUCGGAAGACGGCUACCGCACGGUGGCGCAGGGCACCAAGAAGGAGGGCUGUACCAUCCUCUUCAUGGUGCUCUACUUUUUCGGCAUGGCCAGCUCCAUCUGGUGGGUCAUCCUGUCGCUCACCUGGUUCCUGGCCGCGGGCAUGAAGUGGGGCCACGAGGCCAUCGAGGCCAACUCGCAGUACUUCCACCUGGCCGCGUGGGCCGUGCCCGCGGUCAAGACCAUCACCAUCCUGGCCAUGGGCCAGGUGGACGGCGACCUGCUCAGCGGCGUGUGCUACGUGGGCCUGUCGAGCGUGGACGCGCUGCGCGGCUUCGUGUUGGCCCCGCUCUUCGUGUACCUGUUCAUCGGCACGUCCUUCCUGCUGGCCGGCUUUGUGUCCCUCUUCCGCAUCCGCACCAUCAUGAAGCACGACGGCACGAAGACCGAGAAGCUGGAGAAGCUCAUGGUGCGCAUCGGCGUGUUCAGCGUGCUGUACACGGUGCCGGCCACCAUCGUGCUGGCGUGCUACUUCUAUGAGCAGGCCUUCCGCGAGCACUGGGAGCGCACCUGGCUGCUGCAGACAUGCAAGAGCUACGCCGUGCCCUGCCCGCCCGGCCACUUCCCGCCCAUGAGCCCCGACUUCACCGUCUUCAUGAUCAAAUACCUCAUGACCAUGAUCGUGGGCAUCACCACCGGCUUCUGGAUCUGGUCCGGCAAGACCCUGCAGUCGUGGCGCCGCUUCUACCACAAGCUCAGCCACAGCAGCAAGGGGGAGACUGCGGUAUGAGCCCCGGCGCGCCCCCACGUUUCCACCCUCUUCCCUGGCAGGGCAGGCGCUGGAGGGAAGGAACGGCUGGCGGACGCAGCUUCCUAAUUCCAGGCCCUCCCGCACCGGGCAGCGGGUUGCGAGAAUUCCUUGGAAGAGAUUUGCGGUGGGGUAGUUCGGAGGGGAGGCCGGGUGCAAAGGCCGCGGGGACUUCCGGCGGAGGCCUGCAGGAGGAGGCUGCGAGGACGGUGAUGGAGGUGGCAACCGCGGUGGUGCUUGUCCUGGGCGGCGACGCCCACCAGCUGCAGGAGAGUGGCUGCCUGGCUCCCCGGAGGCCCGCGGGAGGCACGGCCCGCUGCAGUGCCGCUUUGCUGGGAAGCGGGAGGACCCCCGCGGCGGCCUUGUCAAGCUCUGGUCAAACCAUAAUCUCUUUUCACUGGGGCCAAACUGGAGCCCAGAUGGGUUAAUUUCCAGGGUCAGACAUUACAGUCUCUCCUCCCCUACCCCCUCCCGGCUGUUUUUCCUCCCCUACUCCUUUCAAGUCUUGUAAAAUAAGCAUUUGGAAGUCCUGGGAGGCCUGCCCGCUAGAAUCCUAAUGUGAAGAUGCAAAAGACGUGACACUAACAUUUCAAGAUAGGGCAAGGAGAUAAGUAGUAGGUAUUUUCCGGGGAAGGCAGGAGACAGAAAAAAGGGUGUUUUGCGUGGUUUAAUACCCUGAAAAGAAGCGAUGACUUGUUGCUUUUCAAAACAGGAAUGCGUUUUCCCCCUUGUCUUUGUUGUAAGAGACAAAAGAGGAAACAAAAGUGUCUCCCUGUGGAAAGGCAUAACUGUGAAGACUGCAACUUUUACAGGCAAAGCAGUGCAAAUCUGAAGUUACCCUUUGGUUUUUAAUUCGGUUGAAAUAAACAUUGCUUUUUAAGGGAAAGUGAAGGAUGGUGUGCUUCCAUAACUCAUUCAGCCCAAGGUUCUAACUGGGAUAAAGGAAAUGCAAAAGGUUUUGUUUUUAAAUACAUGUAAUUCAGAACAUGCUCUUCAACACACCCUGUUACAAUGCUUAGUGAAAUCUCAUGUUUUUCCCUUUCUGCAAGCCUGCGUUUAGAUUUUCCAAUUUGGAUCCUUCAGGAUAAAAGGAAAAGUGUAAUGCCUUGAGCAUUAGGGUAAGGUAAAGUUAAGUGGAAUCAUUUUGCAUACUUUUCUGGGUUUCAUAAAUCUGUUUAUAAAACAUUAUCCUGAUCCCGUCUACGGCUGAGUGGGGAGGUGGACAGCAGAGAUGAGUGUGAAUGAAGGGAAAAAGUUGGAACCAUGGGCUCUAUUUUUAACGAAAGUCAUUAAAAGAAGGUAAACUUCAAAGUGAUUCUGAAGUUCUUUGAAAUGUGCUGGAAGACUUAAAUGUAUUAAUCUUAAAUCAUGUACUUUUUUUUCUGUAACAGAACUCUAGUUCUUUUGCAUAAUGAUGUAAAGCUGAGCAGGGGAUCCUGGGCUCUACCUUUACUCCACCGUUGACGCUGCCCUCAGUCUUGCAACAGGAUCCUGUUUCUCCAUGUUUAAAUGCCAACCAGUGGGGUCUGUCGGGAGUACAAGUUAACUUCAUAUAUAUAGUGUUCAGUUGAGUUGAGCUGCUUUUACAUUAAAGUUAAAAUUGAUCUCUCAAAACUAUCUCACAUGUCAGAGUUCUUUUAAACUGCCACUACACAGGUUUUUACAUCUUUUGUGUUAUAUCUUAAAUGCAUGUGAAAUUUGUAAAAUAGAGACAAGUGCAGUAUGUAUAUUUUGUAAAUCUCCCAUUUUUGUAAGAAAAUAUAUAUUGUAUUUAUACAUUUUUACUUUGGGUUUUUGUUUUGCUUUGAAAAUCUACAGUGAAGCCCCCACUUUAUCACAUGUACAGAUCACAAAUAAAUUUUUUAAAAAAUACAAA
Cavia porcellus (domestic guinea pig) is the source of this 4330-nucleotide messenger RNA. RefSeq names its product frizzled class receptor 7 (gene Fzd7). The coding region runs from base 736 to 2436 and encodes 566 amino acids. Gene Ontology annotation, biological process: non-canonical Wnt signaling pathway; canonical Wnt signaling pathway. The record is from RefSeq and is a predicted model, not a curated record. Lineage: Eukaryota; Metazoa; Chordata; Mammalia; Rodentia; Caviidae. Gene Ontology annotation, cellular component: plasma membrane. The transcript has a single exon. Gene Ontology annotation, molecular function: Wnt receptor activity; Wnt-protein binding.